Messenger RNA from Aspergillus sclerotioniger CBS 115572, 2601 nucleotides. Its product is annotated as threonine/serine exporter family protein. Gene Ontology annotation, molecular function: transmembrane transporter activity. The coding region runs from base 1 to 2601 and encodes 866 amino acids. Gene Ontology annotation, biological process: transmembrane transport. The record is from RefSeq and is a predicted model, not a curated record. Lineage: Eukaryota; Fungi; Ascomycota; Eurotiomycetes; Eurotiales; Aspergillaceae. The transcript has 2 exons.
AUGGCCCCACUUGGUUGCGUGCUGGCUGCCCGGACUUUACCAAUGUCGGAGUCACCCCGCGACGAUCCCUCCUAUGAGCUCCUGGGGCGCCAGAACAGCUGGGAGGGAAACGACGACACCUUGGUCCCGCGCGAGAAUGGCGAGCCAUCUGCGCCCCCCCAUCACGAGGAGCACCAUGAUGGGCCCUCAGAAGCUCCUGCUCCCGCUACUGCUCCUACUGAGGACGCCUCAAAUGAAACAGCUAGACCUGCCCGGGUUCGAUUUCGCUCGAUCAGCAACCACAAUGAGGGAGUGCCUCAACGCCCCUCGAUGAUGCCGCGUGCAGACUCUGAUUUUUCCGUUCGUACAUUUCAUUCGGUCGUACCAACGGACCAAUCUGCCGAUCUGGCUGAUUACUUCGAGCGCGAGACGGGCCCGGAGGAUGGAGAAGAGGAGAACACGAACAAACGCUCGUCCCCCGCAGUCGAAGAGACUCGAGACUCUUCUCUCGAGAAGGAUACACCAGAGCAACCCAUGUCGGCCAGGGACCGCUGGAAGAACGCCAGUAAAUUGAUCCGUCAGAAGACGGUGCUCCUAGGCGAGCGUCUUGGUCGACCCCUCGAUGACGUUGGUGACUUGGGAGCAGCCAUGUUACCGGACGACCUCGAAGGAGGCUACCCACCACGCCGCAGGCCCGAAGAGACGGAGGCUUUCGAUCCGCAUGCCCGCGACGGAGAGGAACCGCCUCCCCCUCCCAGCGCAGAAGCCCAUCGACUCGUUCGCAGCAUGACCCAGCAUAACAUGCACCAACGCCGCAAGCCCAGGUCUGCCUAUGCCAAGUCUGGGCAGGAAACCCCCGAUGGACUGGGUCGCCCAGACUCGUGGUAUGGAGCUGGAACCCCCGGGAACCGCGGCGGUGGCGGCAUUCUCUCCCAACUACUCAAGUUGCAUGCCAGCCAGGCCAACCGGGACAACAUGUCCGUUACCACCGACUCUUCGGAUAACGAAUCCGUGGUCUCCUCGGGUACUGCGACCCCCAGACGGGACUUCCACUCGGGCACGUUUUCGUCAGGCACUGCUACGCCUAAGAAGGAGAAGUUGAAAUGGUAUAAGAAAUCCAGUCACCAGUCCACUGCUUCCCUGGUAGAGGCGUCGAUGAAUCUGAGCCGGGCGAGUCUGCCAGCCUCGGCGGACACCCUCGUGAAUAUUGCACCCAAGAAGGGAAAGAAGAAGCGCAAGACCCGCCUCGAGGAUGAAAUUCGCGUCACGGUACAUAUCGCCGAGAUUCUUGCCCGUCAACGAUACAUCAUGCAACUUUGCCGUGCGCUCAUGCGAUACGGCGCUCCCACUCACCGUUUGGAGGAGUACAUGCAGAUGACGGCGCGCGUUUUGGAAGUUGAAGGACAGUUUUUGUAUCUACCUGGGUGUAUGAUCAUGUCCUUCGAUGAUUCCACCACGCGCACGGCGGAGGUGAAGCUGGUCCGCGUGGUGCAGGGAGUGGAUUUGGGUCGCUUGGCAGAAACGCAUAACGUCUACAAGAAUGUCGUCCACGACAUGAUCGGUGUGGAGGAGGCCAUCCAGGAACUCGACUUUAUUAUGAAACGCCCCCCACGGUUCAACAAGUGGAUCCUCGUUGCUACGUAUGGUUUGGCCAGUGUUGCCGUCGGUCCUUUCGCUUUCGAUGCUCGACCCAUUGAUAUGCCCAUCAUCUUCUUCCUCGGAUGCCUAGUUGGUUUCAUGCAGCACGUACUGGCUCCUCGAUCAGUGCUCUAUUCCAACGUGUUUGAGGUCACGGCCGCCAUCUUGACGUCGUUCCUCGCGCGCGCGUUUGGAUCCAUCAAUGCCAAUGUCGACGGAGGGGAGGAGCGCCUGUUUUGCUUUUCUGCGUUGGCUCAGUCCUCGAUCGCCCUGAUCCUGCCUGGUUUCAUGGUGCUGUGCAGCAGUCUGGAACUGCAGUCGCAUCAAAUGAUUGCCGGUUCAAUCCGUAUGGUGUACUCCAUCAUUUACUCCUUAUUCCUAGGGUAUGGCAUCACGGUCGGCACGACCAUCUAUGGACUGAUCGACGGCAAUGCUGCCACCUCGACGACCUGUUCGAAUGAGGGCGUGUGGUACAGCAAGUAUAUCCAGCAUUUCAUUUUCGUCCCAAUUUACGUGGUAUUUUUGGCGAUCAUCAACCAGGGCAAAUGGAAGCAGGUGCCGGUGAUGAUCGUCAUCGCGGUCUGCGGCUACGUGACCAACUACUUCAGUACUCUGAAACUGGGAUCCAACUCGGAGGUCGCGAACACGGUCGGUGCCUUCACCAUCGGUCUCUUGGGCAACCUAUACAGUCGACUUUGGCACGGUCACGCCGCCACCGCCAUUCUCCCGGGUAUCUUCGUGCUUGUGCCGUCCGGGCUGGCAUCCAGUGGAUCUCUCCUCGCCGGUAUCCAGUACGCCGAGGAGGUGCGCAACAACCUGAAGUCAGGCAACACUACAUCGACAGACAGCACCUCGAGCACGUCGAUCGCGAGUCUGGGUUUCGGUAUGAUCCAGGUCGCGAUCGGCAUUACCGUGGGUCUAUUCAUUUCCGCAUUGAUUGUAUAUCCCUACGGCAAGCGCCGCAGUGGUCUCUUCAGCUUCUAG